Messenger RNA from Acipenser ruthenus (sterlet), 8110 nucleotides. RefSeq names its product transcription factor HIVEP3-like. Gene Ontology annotation, cellular component: nucleus. The record is from RefSeq and is a predicted model, not a curated record. Lineage: Eukaryota; Metazoa; Chordata; Actinopteri; Acipenseriformes; Acipenseridae. Bases 1809 to 7697 code for a protein of 1962 amino acids. The transcript has 7 exons. Gene Ontology annotation, biological process: regulation of transcription by RNA polymerase II. Gene Ontology annotation, molecular function: DNA-binding transcription factor activity, RNA polymerase II-specific; RNA polymerase II cis-regulatory region sequence-specific DNA binding; zinc ion binding.
GUGUGUGUCUGUGUGUGUGUCUGGGUAUCUGUGUGUGUGUCUGGGUGUCCUUGUGUGUCUGGGUGUCUGUGUGUGUGUCUGUCUGUGUGUCUGUGUGUGUGUGUGUCUGGGUGUCUGUGUGUGUCUGGGUAUCUGUGUGUCUGUGUGUGUCUGUGUGUGUGUCUGGGUGUCUGUGUGAGUGUGUUUCUGUGUGUCUGUGUAUGUGUGUCUGGGUGUCUGUGUGUGUCUGGGUAUCUGUGUGUGUGUCUGGGUGUGUCUGGGUGUCUGUGUGUCUCGGUGUCUGUGUGUGUGUCUGUGUUUCUGUGUGUGUCUCGGUGUCUGUGUAGAAACUGCUUGUGUCCUCUGAGAAAUGUUUAUACUGCGCAUGUGGCUGUUUCAAAGCUAUUUAUUUAUCAUAUUUCAACGGCCAGCUUGAGCAGAGCAACAUCACAAUAGUGGCUCCCCACAGCAACAGCAAUGUUCAACCCCUAAAACAAACUGUGGCAAUGCGCCCCGCCCGUGUGCAUUUGUGUGUUAAUGUUGGUGUAUAGUCAUUGGUACACGGGAUUGUGGCAAUGCGCCCCGCCCGUGUGCAUUUGUGUGUUAAUGUUGGUGUAUAGUCAUUGGUACACGGGAUUGUGGCAAUGCGCCUCGCCCGUGUGCAUUUGUGUGUUAUGUGUUGUAUGGUGCGUGUGUUAAUGUUGGUGUAUAGUCAUUGGUACACGGGAUAUAAACGGGUCUGUGUUUCACGUGUAUUUAAAAAUGUAUAAUUGUAUUUAGGCACGGGAUUGCACAUCACUGCACGUGCAUUUAAAGUAAGUAAUAUGCGCGCACGAGGUUGUACGUAAUUAAUUCACCUGCUGGGAUUCAAGUGAAUAAUUAAUUAGGAAUUGAAUCCCGGCACAACAGUAUAAAUAGAUGCACGUUUCAUUCACUCGUGGUUGGGUGUUCGGUGAGUAGUGAACGGGAGAGAGAGAAGGAGAAGGAGAAGGAGAAAUGAAGUUAAAGGUCCCUGGGUUCAGAAACAUUGAGAGAGAGCAGCACGGGAGGAAAUAUCUGCAACGAAGGAGCCCGGAGUGCAGUGCUGGCCUGGGGGGCUGCUGGAGCAGCAAUGGGAGUCUGUAGGGGGCCAAGGAGACUGUCAGAGAUGAGCUAUGGACCCGAGCCCCCGGCUUGUAUCCAGCCUCUCUCGAUUUUCUGAUGGACAGUAUCUAUAUACAGAGCAGUCGAGCUUCCAAACUCCCGAACCACUGACCAAAACAAAAAAAUCACACAUAUAAAGAGACAGUUUAGGGGGGACAAUAUAAACUUAACAGAAGGGAUUUCUAAAAACUCAGACCCUCUCCCCUCCUCCCUCCUCCCUCCCUUCUCAGACCCUUUCCCCCAGUCCCUCGUCCCUCCAUUCUCAGACCCUCUCCCCCAGUCCCUCGUCCCUCCAUUCUCAGACCCUCUCCCCCAGUCCCUCGUCCCUCCAUUCUCAGACUCUCUCCCCCAGUCCCUCGUCCCUCCAUUCUCAGACCCUCUCACCCAAUCCCUCGUCCCUCCCUUCUCAGACCCUUUCCCCCAGUGCCUCGUACCUCCCUACUCAGACCAUCUCAUCCAGUAUCUCGUCCCUCCCUUAACAGACCCUCUCCCCCAGUCCCUCGUCCCUCUGUUCUCAGACCCUGUCCCCCAGUCUCUCCUCCCUCUCUUCUCAGGCCCUUUCCCCCAGUCCCUUCCUAAAUGUUGCUAGUUUCAGGGGGAGGCUCUCUUGCUAAUUCAAUGAGGCCCCCCACUACUUAGAAGCCGGAAGCAUUCCCAGUGUGUGUUUGAGGCCCCCUCCCCACCCCAUGGAGGCCGAGCAAAGCCAGCCGACUGGUGGGGAGCGGUCCGGAGGGCCAGAACAGUCCGUGUCAGAGCCCCCUUUGCAGGGCAGUCUAUCCCAGUCUCCUUCCCCACAGCACCACCGACUGUUCCCUUCCCGUUCCCUGCAGACCCCCGGUCGACACCUCCUUCACCGGCAACCGAAGAGGGGGGACCUAGAGCGCCACUACCCCCAUCUGCAACAACAACAGCAACAGCCGCCAUCCGCUUUUCAGCUCCCUGGGAGCGCAGACCCAGAGAGGGUGACUGGGACGACAGCAUGGCAGUUCUCAGACUCCCCUGGACCCUCAGGGGAGGGUGUCCCCUCUUCUUCGUCCUCCUCUACCUCCAGAUUGCACCCCCAGUUGGUCCCACCCCCCCAUGCUGGUAAGGAAGCCCAGGAGGGGGUCCCCAAGAGGGAGCGCAAGCCUCAGAAACCGGGCAAGUAUGUGUGCCAGUACUGUGGGCGGCCGUGUGCCAAGCCCAGCGUCCUGCAGAAGCACAUCCGCUCACACACAGGAGAGCGGCCGUACCCCUGCACCCCCUGCGGCUUCUCCUUCAAGACCAAGAGCAACCUCUACAAGCACCGCAAGUCGCAUGCCCACCGCAUCAAAGCCGGGCUUGCCUCGGGCAGGGAAGGCUACACCCCGGGGGGGCCUGAGGGGGGGCAGUCGGGAGUCGAGCAGGAGGAGCAGACGGAAGGCGAAAGCACAGAUUCGGAGGACGAGACGGGCCAGCGCACUUCGUCUCCUACUUCCUCCUUCUCCCUGGACCCGUAUGGGGGGCUGGCACCCCGCAAGAGCGCUGGCGCAGAGCAGCCUGAGGACUCGCACGCUGUAAAGCAGAGGCUGGCCAUGCGGCUCAGCGAGAGGAAGAAAGCCCCUGUGGCUGUGCCGGACGACCCUGCAUCAUCGUUCCUGAGCCCCGGCAGUAAGGGCAGCACUGAGUCGGGAUACUUCUCACGCUCCGAGAGCUCAGAGCAGCAGCAGGGGAGCCCGCCCAGCACCAACACCAAGAGCUACGCCGAAAUCAUCCUGGGCAAGUACGGGAGGAUGGGGCAGCAGCAGAGGAACGCUCCUCCACAGCAGCAGCAGCAGCCUCCCUCUUCAUCCACACAGGAAGAGAAGAGCAUCCCCUUCUCAGUGCCCAAGACUCAAGUCAUCGAACACAUCACCAAACUUAUCACCAUCAACGAAGCCGUGGUCGACACCAGUGAGAUUGACAGUGUGAAACCCCGGAGGACCUCCCUGUCUAGAAGGGGCAGUCUAGAGUCACCCAAAACUGUGGGACAGAAGGAGCCUUUCCUGUUUGACCCCAAGGGAGAGUUUCCCAGCACCAGUAGCAGUAUAGGCUGCAUGGGGGUUGGCGUUGUAGGGGAGCCUCUGUACCCCCAGGUGUCCGACCCAGCUUUCCUGGCAGGCCUUUCCUCCACAGUGCCUCUACUGAGAAGUCACUCGAUGCCUUCCUCUGCAGACCCCAGCGCAGCCGCAGGCUCCUCGCACAGCUUCAGGCUGAGCCAUUCCUUUGACGAGCGGCAGGCCUUGGCAACAGAGACACGGGCUGGUACCUUGUUGCCUCCGCAUCAUCGCAUGCUCCGCCGCCAGCCUGCCAUCGAGGUGCCCCUGGGUGGUGAGUUCAUUCCGGAGAAGCCCUCCUCCUCCUGCUCAUCCACGUACACCACAGAUCCUGCGCAGAAGCAUCGACGAGGGCCCCAGCUGUACGAGUGCGAGGCCUGUGGGGCCCGUUACAAGAAACAGGACAACUACGAGACCCACCGGCGCUACUACUGUCCUGUCCAUCCUUCGCAAGCCCCCGAGAGGGAGUCGCUCCCCAGUGCUAACCGUGAAGACCGCCCACAGAUGAUGCAUCACACGCUGGGGGCCUCGGCAGCAGCAGUGCGGAAGAGGAGGAAGGAGAAGAGCCUGGGUGACGAGGAGGAGCCUCCUGCUUUUGAGCCGAGCCCAGCAUCUGUGACAUCCAGCUCCUCCUAUUCCACCUCUCCCUACUCAGGCAUCCCAAGCAGGCCCUUGGAGGAAAGCCGACAAGUAGCUGACAUCCUGGGCAAGGAGAGCUCUCUGGGGGCCCCUGUACAGUCGGAGCAGGACCGUAGAACCACAGGGAAGAUCUCUGUCAUCCAGCACACCAGCUCUUUCGAGAAGCAGGAGACAGCCAGUGGGGAGAGUCAGGAAAGCGAGGAGAAGGGCAGAGGAUCUACUGCCUUAGUACAGCACCAGCAGCCCAAGCCUCCCACUUUCUCCAGGCUGGUACGACAGUCUAACAUCCAGGUGCCAGAGAUCCUUGUGACUGAGGAGUCCGACCCAGAGGUGGUGCUGGUGACCCCCUCAGCUUCCACAACCAAGGAGCCGGAGAAGACUGAGGAGUUCCAGUGGCCACAGAGGAGCCAGAGCCUCUCCCAGCUCCCUGCUGAGAAGCUCCCACCCAAGAAGAAGAGACUCAGGCUGGCAGAAGCUGCCCAGUCGUCAGGAGAGUCCAGCUUCGAGUCCAUCUCCCUCCCCCGUAGCCCCAGCCAGGAGAGCAGCGUAUCCCACACCUCGAGCCGGUCCGCGUCCUUCGAGGAAACAGGCAAGCCUGAGUCUGAAUAUCAGCUGACAGCUACUAGGGCCUCCCACGUGACCCACAUGCUGACUGUUCCCUCUGGUCCUCACCAGCAUCACCAACCCCACCGGGAGAUGAGACGCUCAGCUUCUGAACAAGCUCCCACCAGUGCUCAGCACCCAGCGCAGAUCGCAGAGGCACGAAGCAAGUCCUUCGAUUAUGGCAGCCUCUCCCCUCAGCGCUCCUCGACAGCCUGGAGGGAGAGGCAGAAAUGCCUCCUGGUGAGACAGGCCACCCUGGGUGAGCCGGAGCCGGAGGAGCAGCCUGCGGGGCGGAGCAUCAAAGCCAUGCCACAGGUCUGCCUCGGGUACCACUCUCCAACACCACCCGCCACUGAGCCUGCCCCAGCCUACCACUCCACUAUACUGAGCACAGACCACUUAACCAAGCCCCUGCAGCUCUUCCCACCCUCUCCCUCAUGUGAGCACGCUUUCCCUCUCCAAAGCCUCCUGCCACCACCCCCACCGCCAGCUCUCUCUCAGGGGCAGGCUCCUCAGCUCUUCCCUGCUCCAGGGAUCUCAGAGGUUCUUUCCACCCAGGUAUUGCCCCACUCUUUCCUGCAGGCCUCCCCUCAACUCCACCCUGCACAGCUACACCUUGGAGAGCACUUGGGACUGCCCCUUCAGUACCGCUCCCUCCUUCCCCUUCAGUACCCGACAGUUGCUGCUCCGGCCCUCUUCCUUCCUUUGCCCCCUGGACUAGCCCUCCAGCCCACAAGAGAACCCUUCCAAGAAUCCAAACCCGUUGCCUCCCUCGACCCUCAAGCGCCAGGCCUCCUCCAGCCCCCCAGACCAGUAAUCUCCCCCAGCUCGGAGCAGCUGAGGCCUGUGGUUCCCCUGGUAGUGCCCAUCCGCCUACAGUCCCGCGUCCCCACCUAUGGCCGUGCCAUAUACACAACACUCUCCCAGGUCCUGGUCACUCGGGCCCAGGAAUCAGCCCAUUCCGCGGUGGUCAUCUGCAAGGUGGAAGAGGACAGGCCGCGGACGCCCUACUUGAAGAUCCCCACGCCAGAGCUCAAAAUGUACCAUCCCAUGACCCUGCCGCUGGAGACUGGAGUGGGCAUGGCGACGGGAGAGGGGCAUUGGCCUUCCACGGCCGGAGGCAACAAGCGCAUGCUCUCCCCAGCAGGCAGCCUGGAGCUGAGCGUGGAGGCACAGCGGCAGCAGAAACGAGUGAAGGAGGAAGAGGAUGAAGAAGAGGGUGGCGAGGAGGAGGAGCGAGAAGAGAAGAAGAAAGCAGUGCGGAGGGACGAGGAGGGGAAGAAAGAUAAGGCAGAGGAGGUGGGGAAAGUUGAAGAGAUUCCACUGGAAAAACCUGAGCCAUCUUUGAAGGAAGAAGAGGGAGAGGAAAGCCAGAGAGGGCCAUCCCAAGCUAGGGGUCCCGACAGCAAGAAGGGCCCCCCCUACCCCAGCCUGCACACUACCACCACUGUCAGCUGGUGCUACCUGAACUAUGUAAAGCCCACCCCCGGGCCCCAGAGAGACCCCCACAGCUCUGUCUACUCCUCCUGGAGCAUCAGCUUGCACAACCCCAACCUCCCCGGCCUCGCCACCAGGACGGCGCUCUCUCUGCUGCGCUCCAAGCAGAAGCACAGCCCAGGGACCUACACCAUGGCCACUGGCCUGCACCCAGCUGCUGGCAAGCUGGUUUCCGCCAACUCCAGGAAACCCAAGAUGUCCGAGGUACACCUCCCUGCCACUCACAGUGUGGAAGAGAAGGAGGAGGAGAAGAAGGAGAAGAGAGAGCAAGAGGUGUCCACCUCCAAGAGAGCUGAGCCAUCCCGAAUCCCAAUCUUCGAGGGCGGGUACAAGUCCAAUGAGGAGUAUGUGUAUGUGCGCGGGCGAGGCCGUGGGAAGUACGUGUGUGAGGAGUGUGGGAUCCGCUGUAAGAAGCCCAGCAUGUUGAAGAAACACAUCCGCACACACACCGACGUGCGGCCAUACGUCUGCAAACACUGCAACUUUGCCUUCAAAACCAAAGGGAACCUGACGAAACACAUGAAGUCGAAGGCUCAUGGGAAGAAGUGCCAGGAGAUGGGCAUGUCCAGCUCUUCCCUCGACGAGCUGGAGGCAGAGGAAGGAGGCCCUGGUGGUUCCGAGGAGCAGGAUGAUCACCAGUUCUCGGACGUGGACGACUCUGAGGACUCCGAAGAGAACGAGGAUGAAGAGGAGGAGGAGGAGGAAGAGGAAGAGGAGGAGUCUCACGAGGAGCCGCCCUCCUCCGUCUCCCCUGACAACAGACAUUCCAGCCCCCGGGAGAGGGAGCCCACAGCCAGGCCGCCCGACUACCUUUCGCCUCGGAGACACUGGCCCUCGGGCCGCGAGGCCUCACCGGGCAGCAAGAGGGCACUGUUCUCCCGCCGGCACUUGGAGGCCUCUCCCCUGCGCUGCCUGUCCCCGAGCAGGGAGGAUCUCUCCUCUCCCAGCCGGCACCUCUCCCCGGGGCCCGAGAGGGGUCCCUCCCCCUUCCGGCCACGCUCCCCGGGCAACCCGUCGCCACGACGACUGCAUUCUUCUAUCGUCACGGAGACGGCGGCCUUGUGGUAUGAGAGGGCUCACUGCUCUUCCUCCUUCACUGUCCAGCUGAGCACAGAGUGGAAGCCUGUGCAGAGGGAGGACUGCACCCCCUUCCCCCCAACUCCCAGACCCUCCCACUCUUCAGGGGAGUCCCCUGGCCAGCAUGUCUUCAGCCACCUCCCCCUUCACUCCCAGCAGCUGGCCAGGACCCCCUACCUCAUGAUCCCGAUCGGGGGGAUCCAGAUGGUGCAGACGCGGCUAAACCUUGGGGGGCUGGAGCCCAGGAAGAAGAGCCCCUCUCCGGGUAGUGCCAGGGAGAGAGGCCCCCUCACACCAGAGGAAUACAGGGUACACAAACCGGACAGCGGGACAAGCCUGUCCAGCUACGCGCCCUCUGAACCGCCCUCGCGGUCCGGAGGAGGAGGAGGAGGAGGUGGACAGGCCCAGGAGAAGGGCACUAAGCAAUAUGGCAGCUCACGCACUUACCCCCAAACUAGCACUUUGGUCUCUGAGUCUGGCGCAGUGACUCCAGACAGAAGCAGCCUGUCUGAACCGUCUCCCAGCCAGCUGGUUCACCACCCCAUGCACAGGAGGAGGAACCUUUCUGGUGAACCGGCGUUGCAGGCAGGACGACAGAGGAGGCGCGCACCUGACAUGGCAGGAAGUAGUACCAGCAGUGCAGUUCAGGACGAGGACGACAAAACAGGAAGCACUUCCCAAUCCCCGCCCCCUGAUUCACAGUGAUGUCUGCAAUCGAUAGACCUUGUGUUUGUUUGUUUGUUUUUUUUACACUUUCCGACACUAUUUUUUUCUUCUGCUGGAGCCAGUUUAGGAUUACAAUAAGACAUCCUUGGGCUUUCUAUUUCUCUCUCUCUCUCUCUCUCUCUCUCUCUCUCUCUCUCUCUCUCUCUCUCUCUCAUAUCUAUAUAGAUAUAUUUAAAUAUAUAUAUAUAUAUAUAUAUAUAUGAAUAUAUUUGUAAAUGACCAAAUUAAUUACGGAAAGCAAAAUAAUAAUUCCUACUUCGUUUGUCCAUGUCCAGUAUUACUCAAAUGUACAGUUUUUUGUGCCUUUUCUGUACCAGGUUUGUUGCUUGAAAUGUAGAAAAAAAAUGUUUUAAGGCUGUGAAUUUUUUCAGAUUUUUAGUGUACGGGAGGUC